Ostrinia furnacalis (Asian corn borer) is the source of this 417-nucleotide messenger RNA. Its product is annotated as single-pass membrane and coiled-coil domain-containing protein 4 homolog. The record is from RefSeq and is a predicted model, not a curated record. Bases 8 to 190 code for a protein of 60 amino acids. NCBI's taxonomy places the organism in Eukaryota, Metazoa, Arthropoda, Insecta, Lepidoptera, Crambidae. The transcript has a single exon.
UUCAACCAUGAGAAAGCUAAAAGGAGCAGUCAAGGAAACAGCCAAACAGAAACGAGAGAGGAAACAAGAAUUCGCUAAAAUGCGACAGCAAAUCAACACGAUAGUUUUACCAACUUUUGGAGUUAUUUUCUUACUCAUCUGUACAUACGUGUAUUUCAAAACCAGACCAACCUCGAUGCAAUAUGCAUAACACAGAUAAUUUCAGGCUUUUUAGUAUAAAUUAUUAAAACAUUUGAUAAGGACUAAAACUGGGAAAUAUUUAAGUAUAAGGUUGUGAACUGAUUCUGAUGCAGAAUGGUAAAGGAAUGUACCAGAACAUGACUAUCUUUGAUAUGAUUCUUCAAUAGGUAGUAUAUCUUGCAUGUCAGAUUUUAUUUAAAUGCAAAUUUUUACCUAUACAUAUACAACAUUCCAUCA